This is a messenger RNA of Penaeus vannamei (Pacific white shrimp), 2861 nucleotides long. NCBI's taxonomy places the organism in Eukaryota, Metazoa, Arthropoda, Malacostraca, Decapoda, Penaeidae. The record is from RefSeq and is a predicted model, not a curated record.
GAUGAAAUGGAAGCAGCAGCAGGAGCGGGGAAUGCGGGCAGAGGUAAAGACAUUGACAACAUCAUCCAAGCAAACGAUGAAGAGAUGAUGGAAACUGAAGAAGCGGCCAUGGAGGAAGAAGUGAAAGAUGAAGCUGAUUGGGAAGGUAAAGAAUGUGGAUGGCCAUGGAAAGUUGAAAGAGGGGGGAAGAUGAGGAAAACGAGAAUGAGGAAGAAAAGCAAGAUGAAGAGGAAGAUGGAGAAGAAGAUAAGCUGAAGGAAGAAGAAAGAUGAGGAUGAGGACGAUGUUGCUCCUAAGAGAAAGAAGCCCAAACCACCACCAUCAGAACAUGAUGGUAGUGGCAAUGAUGAGGACUAUCAUGAGAGUGAUGAGCAAAAUGAAGAGGAUUCAGACUCAGAUGACAUGAAAAAUAUUAGAAAACGUGGGAGGAAGAUGUCAAACUUAGUAGUAAAGAAGAAGCGACGGCUAACAGACUUAGAUGCUGUGGAUGAAGAUGAUGCCAGUGAUGAAGACUUCAUAAAUACAAGUGAGGAGGAGGAGGAGGAGACUGAGGAGUCAGUGGAAUCAUCAUCAUCAUUGGCAACGGAGGUGGAGAGUGAUGACUCAGAUGUUGUCGGUUCAAAGAGAAGACGUAGCAGUAGAUGGGAGAACUUGCCACUACGUCGUUCUGCCCGUAAUCGACGAGGUGGAGAUGAUUAUGAUAGUGAAAUGGAUGAAAGAGUUUCUAAAAAAAAGGAAAGACCCCAGCCUAAAGUCAAAGGUCGCAGAGGUUCAAAUAAAGCCAGAGGUGGAAAGAAAAAUGCAAAAUCCAAACAAAAACAGAAAGCUAAAAACCCCGCAGGAGAUGAUAAAGAAAAGAAACCGAAAAUAAAGUACUCAAAGCCACCCAAGCCAAAAGACGAAGAUCAAGAAGAAGAAACUCUUGCCCAGCGAAGAGUGACAAGAGGACGGCAAGUUAACUACUAUGAUGCUCUCCUAAUGUCAGAUGAAACAGAAGAGGAAGAGCCCCAAAAGAAAUGGAGAGGGAAGGUGAUGAAAGGAGAACGAGUUCCAACAGAGAGCAGUGAAUAUGAAGCUUCCGACGAUGAAAGAAUGAAACGCCGAGGAGUCAGUGGUGGUCUUGGACGGGGCAAAGUCAUGAAAGGGGAAGAAGAGGAUGAGGAGAAUAAGUCAAAUAAAGGGAAAAAGAAAAGAGGUCGACCAAAGAAGGAUGAAUUAAUUGGAAAGCCUUCUCCGACAAGACCAUCCACGAUCCAACCUACACCAAUUACCACCAUAGCAUCAGCAACAUUGGUACCUACUGCAGCAGCAGUACCGUCUACUCCUGCAGUUCCAGCUGUUCCAGCGGUUCCAGCUGUCCCAAGUGUACCAUCUAUACCAUCUGUACCUGCUGCACCUGCUGCUGCCUCUCCUGUUCACCACACUCCAGAACCUGUGGCAUCUGGCACCCCACCUCCUACAAACCCAGCUACUUUACAAACUAACACAGCUUUGCCAACUACCAUAGCAGUUUCUGCAAACAUUGUUGCUGCAGCUAACAUGGGAAGCAAUGCAGCUCCAAUUAAUUUAGGAAAUAAUAGUCCUGGUCAUCAACAACCUUUAGGUAAAUGGUCUCCUCAUUUGUCUGGUGUCAGUGGUGCUCCGGGCACACCUCCUAGGUCAGGGAUGGGUCCCUCUCCUGGUGCAGGAACACCACCAACCCUCCCUGGUUUAUCUGGGGCUCCUGUUACAGCUUCACCACCACCACCCUACAGAUCCUCACCUCUGCCAUUAACCCCUAGUGGACCAGGAGUACCUCCUGGUAGCACAGCACCUAGUAAUAUGCCCCCAGUUGGACCCCCUACAUCAACAGUGGUUCACUCACCUGGUUAUCCACCUUACAGACCUUCAGAACACUUCCCAGCUCAUCCAGCCUUCUCUGGAUAUCCACCACCUGGCAGACAUUCUCCUAAUCCACAUGGGGUACCAUCAAGACACCCAGCACAUUUACCACCUGGACAUUCUCUUCCUCGCAUGUCUGCUAGUGCAUACGCCCCCCCACCACACCCUAGUGGUCCGGGUCCAUAUCCCCCAAGAGGUGUUCCACCUCAUCCAGGCGUAUUGCGAGGACCACCACAUGAUUUGUACAGACCACCACCAACCGGUCAUCCUGGCCAUGGAUCACCAAGUCAUCCUGGCCAUCCCCAUCUUGUGAUGAAAUCUAGCUAUCCUGGUUUAGAACCGUUACCCUAUGCUGGAUCCCCUGGCCCGAGUCCAGGCCCCAUUGGGCUUCACCAGGGAGCCCAGGGUUCACCAGCUCGGCAGUCACCAGUGAUGACAGCAAGGACGAAAGUCUAUCUUCUAAAGGGCCUGGGGAAUUCAGUAGUGGCUUAAUGUCCUACUUUUCUAGCCAGCGUGAUGAUGAUGUUGAGUAAUGUGGAUCAUUUCAGCUUAGAAUGGCAACUCUUCUCGGCAGUUUCAUGGAGGACAUGUAUUUACUCCCUAAUAUUUUUGUAUUCUCAUUUUUGUAAGGUCUCGAGCAAUGGCGCAUAUUUCAUGUUUCAUGUUGACUUAUUCUCAUUCAUGAUGGGUACUGACAGCAGUUACAAAAUUGAUUCUGUGCAUCUUACUUUCCGGAUCAGAUUUAUGAAUUUUGUUGUUUUUGGGUUGAAGCACAAAUUGGGUUCGUGCUGUUGUGGUUUUGAGACCAGACAUUUUACCUGAAGUAAAUUAUUAGUAAAGUGCAGAGAUAUUUUAGAUAUGAUUUUUUUGUGUCUUGUAUGUGUUGUAGUGCUGUACAUAGGAAGCUUUUUGUAUUUCCUUCAAAGGAUUCUGUAAAAUAAUGUGCAAAGUUACAAAGCUAUAAUAAAACUAGGAGAUAA